GGCGGGGCGGCCCGGCCGGCGUUUCCCACGGCCCAUCCCCCACCGCAGCCUUCCCCCCGCGCCGCGACUUCGCUCCCCGCGUUCCUUCCCCGGGAGAGCCAUGGCCCGGAGCGGCGACGAGGCGCCAGAGUGCGGGCGAGGCGUCGUGAUUCUGGACAACUGGCCAGGAUAUGACUUGAAUUUAUUCACAUACCCACAGCACUAUUAUGGAGAUUUGGACUCUGUGCUCAUACCUCAUGGCAUCAUUGUGGACAGAAUUGAGCGGCUGGCUAAGGACAUAAUGAAAGACAUUGGGAACUGUGACAUUAUGGUCCUGUGCGUGCUGAAAGGGGGUUACAAGUUCUGUGCUGACCUUGUGGAGCACCUCAAGAACAUCAGCCGAAAUUCAGACCGAUUUGUCUCUAUGAAGGUCGAUUUCAUCCGACUAAAAAGUUACAAGAACGAUCAAUCCAUGGGCGAGAUGCAGAUAAUUGGAGGCGAGGAUCUUUCAACCCUGGCUGGAAAGAAUGUCCUCAUUGUUGAGGAUGUGGUGGGAACUGGGCGGACCAUGAGAGCCCUGCUUGGCAACAUAAGGAAAUACAAGCCCAACAUGAUUAAGGUAGCCAGUUUGUUGGUGAAGAGAACACCCCGAAGUGAUGGCUUUAGACCUGACUAUGUUGGAUUUGAGAUUCCGAACGUGUUUGUGGUGGGAUAUGCCUUAGAUUACAAUGAAUACUUCAGAGACCUGAAUCACAUCUGCAUGAUCAACGAACAUGGGAAAGAGAAAUAUCGCGUGUAAAGGAGCAAAUUCCAACCAACGAAAUCCCAGCCACCUGAGUCUUCCUCCUCCUUCCUCUCCGGAAGCCAGCAAGUAACGUCUGUCUCCCCAGCAGACUCCAAAAGUAAAGAGAAAGUCGAGCGAGAGCUUUCUGAGUUCUAAAGGUUCUUAAGGAAAAGAAAGCAGUACUUACAUUUGACGUGUUCCAAAUUAAACAUUCCACCUUGUGACUCAGCGGACCUGCCCACCACCUUACUCCCAAGCUACACCUUCCUUUAAUCCAUGCAGUCAUUACAUCUGAAGCCUCGUGCUAAGAACACCCCCACCUGCAUAGUCAAAUAGUUUCCUCUGUGUGUG
Perognathus longimembris pacificus (Pacific pocket mouse) is the source of this 1114-nucleotide messenger RNA. RefSeq names its product phosphoribosyl transferase domain containing 1 (gene Prtfdc1). The record is from RefSeq and is a predicted model, not a curated record. Bases 101 to 778 code for a protein of 225 amino acids. NCBI's taxonomy places the organism in Eukaryota, Metazoa, Chordata, Mammalia, Rodentia, Heteromyidae. Gene Ontology annotation, molecular function: hypoxanthine phosphoribosyltransferase activity. The transcript is spliced from 9 exons. Gene Ontology annotation, biological process: purine ribonucleoside salvage.